AUGUUCCGCUGUGAGGAGGCGACGUUUUACGUUGGUGUAGCCCUUCUCUGUGGCGUGGUGGCUGUCUUUGCCGUGAGUCGUGCCUUCCUCUAUGCGCUCGGUGUCCUUGUUAGCCACGUGGUGAGGAGUGGCUGCUUUCCGCCCUCAGUGGAGCGUAGCGUGUGCGCGGCGGCACUGAUCACCGCUGUUGUUCUCUUUGGCAAUGUCAGCGCCCUGCUAUCGUGGGUAGUGCUGCUCGCCACCGUCACCAGCGGUGCGCUCUGCUGGUCGCGAAGGAGUUUCCGCUGGAUCGGCGUGAGCAGCUUUGUGUUCUACUCCCUCGCCUUGAUGCAUGUGGUUGGCCCUGCAUUUGUGGAGGAGGUGAACCUGACCAGGCUGGAGGUGUCCGCACUCGUGCAGGGCCAACGAGUGCUGAUCCCUUCGCUGCACCCGCCACGCACUGCGGAUGCGUCACCCUUGUCACUGCCACCGUUGCCCGCUCUGCGCGUCUACUCAUACUAUGACAAAGUGAAGAUCGAGGGAAGUGCGUCGCCUCUGGUCACCUCAACGGUGUCGGCUGCGUCGCCCAGACUACCGCUGGAGCUGCCACCAUGGUGGACACACGGCGUGCGGGGAGUGAGUGUGUUCAACGGAAGCGUGAAGAAGUGCUCGCGGGGCGAUCGCAUCACGCAAGGCGCCGAGCUCCCUUUUCCCACGCACCACAUAAUCGCCAGCGGUGAUAGCACACAGCUGUUGCACUACACGCGUGACAUCGAUAUCACUGCAUCUGCCCUGGCGGGCAGUGACAGCAUCCAUUUGGUCGGCCGCCGUGGCGCCAUUCGGCACAGUCAUGUUUACUGUAUCAUUCCAGACAAAGGCGCCGACCCCAUGCCCCCGCCGGCGGCAACUGUGCCUUCGCUCGUGGAUGUGCGCUGUCUGCGGCUGCGGGACAGCAUCCUGCUGCGCAACGUCACCAUUCACUGGACUGCUUAUCCAUCGCUAUCGUCACCGCCACCAACGCUUGCAGAGGCGGAGCGCAGAGCGGACUCGUCGAGUAGCGCACCUUAUGCUUGGCGGUCGCUCCAUGUAGGCGUGGACUCUGCGCAGACAUGCGUGGAAGUGCAGGCUCAGCUGCAAGGCGAGCUUGGCAUGGCUGUUUCGUCGUCGCUAAUUGAGUGCGUCGACGAGGUAAACACGGCGAUGCUGCCGCCGUCGUUUGUCGCCAAGGCACCGCUGCCCGUGUGGCUUGGGUGGCAGCUCCCCGGUUACGUGCACCGUAUGCACGACAUGUUCCUCUUCUUCUCGAGUCACGUCGCCGCACCGGCGUCGGCGCUGGUGGUGGCGGUAUGUCGCAUGAGCUACGAGGCCGCGUCCGCGCUGGGGCAACAGUGCGGGGUUUGGCUGGUGCAGAUGGCGCCAUACGUGAAGUAUGGGGCGGAGCAAGUUGCUGUCUUUGCGGGAGGGGCUCUGUGCGGCUCCUCUGCACGACGAGAGGCGCUGAUUGGCGCAGAGGAAGGCGCUGUCGAUGCGCGGAGGGCCGUGCUGCUCGCUAUGGCGACUCCGUCGUCGGGGUGUGCCGCUUUUGCGCGCGCGCACGCGACGCGUUCAGCCUUCCGCGCCGGCGCGCAAACGCGUAUGUCCGUCGUCGCCGCCGUGUCUGCCGCCGUGGACGGCCUCGACCUGGUGCCGGGUGUGUGGUCCGUGUAUGCUUGGGCGUGGAGGGCGGAGUACCGCGUCACGCUAUGGAUCGUUGCGGCGCUACAGAAGGCCUUUUGUAUCACGUUGUGUGUAACGCUGCAGUCGAUUGCCCGAUUGUUGAUCAUUGCCGCAGAAGACUGGGCGGCUCUGGCGCCCAAGCUCGUCGUUUUACUGCGCUGUCUGGGGCGAGGUAUCUCUCAGCUCCGCAUCUUAACCUACUUUGCACGCUGCUGCACUUUCAUGUGGGCGCUGGAGAAGCGUGUAUGGCACUACGAGUGGGCCGCGCUCCAGCUAGUACUGACCUUUCUCGCAGUCCAGUGCGAGACGGUGGCUUGUGUAUUCGCCAAGCACGCUGUCGUGUGUGUUGGCUGGGCGAACAGUCUAGUGCGACACUACAACGCCACUUCCUUUUCUAUUCACAUAGCUGUAACCUUCCUUCAGACGGCGCUUCUGGGGAUCGCGAUGCGCAACGAGCUGCACACGUUUGUUGUGGCAGAGCAGCAGCAAGCGCCGGCCCGCAACUUGUUUUCUCGCUACAUGCCAAGCAGCUUGGCAACGUGGCUGCCGCCGAGCUCCUUUGCGAAUCAUGUCAACGGACUCUGGAUGCUGGUGCGUGCCCACCUCGCUGAGUGUGUGCGGUAUUUCCUGCUGCAUGCAGUUGCGGCUUUGGUGCUAAUCGGCCUGUCGGUGCUGCCCUUCGCCAGCAAGCUGUAUGCCCUCUCUCUUCGCUACCUGUUCCCUUGGCUGUCGUGUCAGUACUUCCUCACCUUCUUCUCGCCCGAUCUACCGGCGGUGCGACGCGUCGCGGUGUACUUUGUCGGUCGCAUGGCAGUGGCAACGGUGCUGCAGGACACCAUCGGUGAUUUCGUUUACCGUGUGCUGAAAGACUUAGUGGUAGCCGUGGGGCUAACCGGUGGUCUUGCGCUGCUGCUGUGGGGCUGGCCGCAGCGCGCGACGCUGGCAAAGGUGGCGACGGCCAUCACGGACAGCCUUCAGAAUACCCCAAUCCCGCCGCGUGUGAGCGUGACAGCGGCUGCCGACUGCAGCGACGCAGAGUCGAGGGCCGAAGAGGAAGCCGCGGAAGAUGAGAAAGCACGGCAGCGGGACGUCUCUGUAGCAAAGCGGAUCGACCUCUCCGACGCCGCUUGA
Molecule: messenger RNA, 2826 nt
Organism: Leishmania major strain Friedlin
Lineage: Eukaryota; Euglenozoa; Kinetoplastea; Trypanosomatida; Trypanosomatidae
Exons: 1
Coding region: 1-2826 (941 amino acids)
Source: RefSeq, a predicted model, not a curated record